Messenger RNA from Cooperia oncophora, 501 nucleotides. The record is from the annotation of a GenBank genome assembly. NCBI's taxonomy places the organism in Eukaryota, Metazoa, Nematoda, Chromadorea, Rhabditida, Trichostrongylidae.
AUGUCGCAGCCGGACUUCAAGGGCACGAACAGGCGCUGGCUCAUAGGACUGAAGGACGGAAAUUUCUGGGACGAUGGCGUUCAUGACUAUGCCGAUCUCUCAUGGGAUGUGGUCGAUGUGCUGACAAACAAAAUCGCCAACGUCUUCAAGGACUACUGUGAAACGAAUCCUGUGACAGCAACGACGUCCCAACUAACGGAGCUUAUCAAUGCAACGUGUCCAAGGCUCAUCGUCACUGUGGACGCAUUUUGGCAAGGACAUGAUCUUAUUGAAAUCAAAAAACAACUGGAUGACGCUGUCAACAAGGCGCAGGUAACGUCAAUCAAACGAAUCCUAGUCAUUCGUCAUACAUCACCGAAUAAAGGCGUGCCCCCACCGGACGAGAUGUAUCCUGGUAGACGGCCUACAAAAAAAUUUCGUUUGAUCUUAACGACGACAUUGACGUGGAGUGGAGAAAAGAAAUCAUCAAAGCAAAUACUCAGUGCGCUCCUGUAUGGCUAG